GCGGCGACCUGAGGAGAACGGCGGCGGGGCGUGGGGAGGAGGAGGAAGAGGAGGAGGAGGAGCCGCGCCGCGCGCCCAGGAGCCGGGAGCCGAGCGGGAGAGCCGUGCCAUGGAGCCGCGGCUGUGAGGAGCCCCCGGCCCGGGCCCCGCCUGUGGGAAACCGGGCCGAGGCCGGAGCCGGAGGACAUGGACAAACUGACCAUCAUCUCAGGAUGCCUCUUUCUGGCCGCCGACAUCUUCGCUAUCGCCAGCCUGGCGAACCCGGACUGGAUCAACACCGGCGAGUCCGCGGGUGCUCUCACAGUUGGCCUUGUGCGACAGUGUCAAACCAUUCAUGGACGUGACAGGACCUGUAUUCCUCCGCGGUUGCCUCCUGAGUGGGUCACCACCUUGUUUUUCAUCAUCAUGGGGAUCAUUUCACUGACUGUCACGUGCGGCUUGCUGGUGGCUUCCCACUGGCGAAGAGAAGCGACUAAAUACGCACGCUGGAUAGCAUUCACUGGAAUGAUCCUGUUCUGCAUGGCAGCCCUCAUAUUCCCCAUAGGAUUUUACAUCAACGAAGUGGGAGGCCAACCUUAUAAACUUCCAAACAACACAGCGGUUGGGUCGUCCUACGUACUCUUUGUUUUAUCCAUUUUCUUUACAAUAGUGGGACUUCUAUUUGCCGGCAAAGUGUGUUUACCUGGCUGACGAAUGUCUAGAUCUUGCUUCACUCGGUCAUGAAGGAGAGUAGGGCGUCUGACGCAUUCUCGGGAGGAUGCCGGUGUCGGGCUGUGGCAGUCUUACCGGAACAAAGAGGUCUCUGUGUUCACACUAUGCACUUUGGAUUAUUUUAUUUUUUUUAAGCGGAGAGCCUUUCCCAUAACCAAAUACAGACAACCUUGAUUCAUCUCCUGAGCAGCUGGAUGCGGUCAGGUGUGCACUGUGAUAGGAACUAGUGUCGAAGAAGAAGAAGAAGAAGAAGAAGAAGAAGAGGAGAAAUUAUUUUCUACACUGAGCAGCAUUAUUGCGCCCCUCCUCCACCCUUUCGACAUCGCUGUACUGUACCCCGUUUUAAAUACCUGACAAUUUUGAAAGUCUCAAAAAUAUUUAUGAACCUUGGUGGACCAGAGGUUUGCCAAGGGACUUGACAGUGGGGCUGGGCCUCACUCUCUUUAGGAAAUAAGCAUCUUCCUUCUGUGAUAGGCAAGACGUGUUUGCCACCAAAAGAAAAGCAAAAAUACGGACCGAUCUCACACUAACUGCACCCUGAAGCCAACAGAUCAAAAGAUGUUCUCGGAAACCUGUUGCAACAAACCGUCCACCUUCCACCACCAUCACCACCACUCCUGGGAGCCGUAGAAACACCAAGGAACCAC
Messenger RNA from Elgaria multicarinata webbii, 1358 nucleotides. It is a transcript of the gene MOSMO, whose product is annotated as modulator of smoothened. Gene Ontology annotation, cellular component: ciliary membrane; Golgi apparatus. Gene Ontology annotation, biological process: negative regulation of smoothened signaling pathway. Bases 187 to 690 code for a protein of 167 amino acids. The record is from RefSeq and is a predicted model, not a curated record. NCBI's taxonomy places the organism in Eukaryota, Metazoa, Chordata, Lepidosauria, Squamata, Anguidae. The transcript is spliced from 3 exons.